This is a messenger RNA of Anopheles stephensi (Asian malaria mosquito), 1506 nucleotides long. Its product is annotated as putative gamma-glutamylcyclotransferase CG2811. Lineage: Eukaryota; Metazoa; Arthropoda; Insecta; Diptera; Culicidae. Gene Ontology annotation, molecular function: gamma-glutamylaminecyclotransferase activity. The record is from RefSeq and is a predicted model, not a curated record. Bases 858 to 1307 code for a protein of 149 amino acids. The transcript has a single exon.
CGCUGGUGGUCGCCACCCGGUACAACAUACCGUUCCUGCUGGACAAACCGGGCACCGGCAGUUACGUAACGGGCGAGAUCUACGAGGUGGACGAUCCGCUGUUCGAGCAGCUGGACGUGCUGGAGGACUACCGGAAGCUGUACGAUCGGCAGAUCGAGGACAUUAACGUCGGUAUCGAGGGUGGCAAUGUGCCGUGCUGGCUGUACCUGCUGCGCAACUGCCCGGACCGGUUGCUGAAGCUGCCGAUGCUGACCGAGUACCGGAAUACGCUCGAGCAGCCGUACUCGCGCCGUCCCCCCGGGAAGGUGAACAUCUUCGAGGAGUUGCUUAAGGGCGAUGAGUAAGGGUGGGAACGACGGUGGUUGUGUGGUUGGUGUGGUGAUAGUGGUUGGUGUGGUGAGCGGCCUGUGGAUAAAUAUCCCUGUUUUUUUAACCUGUUGCAUCCUAUGAGGAUGCAAAAGUUACUUUUUUUUUUUGGUACUUAAUGUUAGGUGGCGAAAUGUUAUGCAGAUGAUAAUAAAACAAAUGUCAAUUGAUUCCGAAGUUCCAAAAGCCAACGUCAAUGUAUGGCCAUACACGUAGGCCCCGGAAGGAGCCCGGUCUGUGGUUGCUGUUUGCCAACAAUAAAAAAAAUCUAAUUGUUCCCGUACGUUGCAAAGCUUUCGCGUUUCAAGGCGUGCUUAGAUUGUAAAGCGCCGAACACAAAAUUAUCUGUUUCGGUCACAUCGUCUCAGUUGAUAAUGCGAUUCGUCUCGUGAACACGGUUAGUGUCGUUUCGCAAACUUAUCACCAUUGCGGGUCAGUGCGGUGCGGUCCUCUCUUUCUGUGUUUCACUCAACGUUUAACUUGCGCCCAGAAUGUCCACCACGUUGCGACGCGUGUUCGUGUAUGGAACGCUCAAAAAGGGUGAACCCAACCAUCACUGGCUAACGGAUGUGACGAACGGGCAGGCACGGUUCAUCGCCAAAGGUCGUACGACCGAGCGGUACCCGCUCAUCAUCGCCACCCGGUACAACAUUCCCUUCCUGCUGGAUGUGCCCGGUAAGGGUCACUUUGUGGCGGGUGAAAUUUACGAAGUAGACGACCGCAUGCUCGGCCGGCUCGAUGUCCUGGAGGACUAUCCCAAGCUGUACGAUCGCCGACCGGAAAUGAUACGCAACGAGCAGACCGAUACCGCGGAAAGUUGUUUGAUCUAUCUGAUGCGAAGCUUUCCCAAGCGUUUGCUGGAAAAGCCCCUGCUGGAGGAGUAUCGGAACAGUCCCGAGAAACCGUACGUGGAGGCGGAUGAUAUCGUGUUCGACGAGUGAGAGAGGAUCGACGAGGCGGAAGAAUCUAUGGCUGGAGUUCUAAUUAACCGUUCGACCCGGCAACAGCAAAGACGCAGAGAAAACGUGAGAAAGAAACGUCCCGGAAGGCGAUCACAGCCAUGCAAGUCGUUAAACGUUGCCGAAGGUCAUACGUGUGUACUUUUGAGACGUUGUAAAAUACAUUUACUACGAUAAACCA